CGGCGCUGGGGGUGGAGCCGGGACCGCAGCGCCCGCCACCCGCCGCCCGCUUGCUGGCUGUACGCUGAAGCCGCCACCGCUGCUCUCGGAUCUGGGACGCGAGGCUGGCGUUCCGUGAGGCUCCGGCGCCUGCAGCUGCUGCCCUGCUCCAGAGCCCCGGGCUGCAGCGCUCGGGGUCCGGGUCCUUGUGCCCCUCUGUCCCCCGAUCUCUCUCCCUGCCGGGAAAAAGACACCGUGCUGCUCCUGCAACCCAGGGCUCGCGCCCCUGGGCUAUGGAGAGCGGCCCGUGAGGGGUGCGCGUAGGCGGAGGAGGAGGAGAGGGAGGAGGGAGGCCAAGGAGGAGGGCGCGCGACCAGGAUGAUGCCGCCGCCGCCGCCACCCUCCGGCCCCGGGCGAGCCUGACUCUAGACCCGAGGAUGGAGCCGGCGCUGGGCUCUGCAGCGGUUCCUGGAGCGCCCCGGACCAGUUCCUGGAUAGUGCCUGCUGGCCUGGAUCACUGGUAGAUGCCUGUGAAGAAAUGCAGUGGUGUCACAACUGAAGAGAGGGCCCUUGGCUACUAAGAAUGAUGACCUGCCCAUCAUUGCUUGUGUGCCCUGCCUAUUUGCUCCUGGAAGGACACUUAUGUUUGCCUUGGGGCACUUGGCCCAAGUGGGCCUGCACUUGUCAGGGGCCCAGGAUUCAAGCAGAGAGGGUUUGCCCUCAGCUCCUCCACCACCCCAUGGCAAUGUUCUUUGCCAGGAUGGGAUGGGUAUAUUCCGGAUUGAAGCUUUUCCCUAAUUACUAUCACUUGGUGGCUGGUACCAAGUCCUCAUGUGGUAAAUGGUAACUAUUGCUUAUAUCCUGUGGUUUGGAAGAAGAAUCCCUGUCCCUGGCUGUCUCUUUGGAGCUACCCUUUCGACCUGGAGGCUUGGGGUGACCCCCUACUCCCCUAAUCACCGAACCAGUUGAAUUCUAAAAGCCUGCUGGCUACCAACUGAGGCAUAGGCUCUGACCACUGGACUGCCUGUCCAGGCUAGGUCUGAGCACUGGCAGCCAAGUCUCUCCAGCGUGGAGCCCCUUUUUGACCCUGUGCCUUGGCGCAGCAGCCCCAUGCCGGUGCCCAGCCAUGCAAUGUUCCUGGAAGGCCGUCCUCCUCCUCGCCCUGGCCUCCAUCGCCAUUCAGUACACGGCCAUUCGCACAUUCACUGCCAAGUCCUUCCACACCUGCCCGGGGCUGGCCGACGCAGGGCUGGCUGAGCGUCUCUGCGAGGAGAGCCCCACCUUCACCUACAACGUCUCUCGAAAGACCCACAUCCUCAUCCUGGCCACCACACGCAGCGGCUCAUCCUUUGUGGGCCAGCUCUUCAAUCAGCACCUGGAUGUCUUCUACCUGUUUGAGCCCCUCUACCACGUCCAGAACACACUCAUCCCCCGCUUCACCCAGGGCAAGAGCCCUGCGGACCGCAGGGUCAUGCUGGGCGCCAGCCGUGACCUCCUGCGGAGCCUGUAUGACUGUGACUUGUUCUUCUUAGAGAACUACAUCAAGCCGCCCCCGGUCAACCACACCACAGACAGGGUCUUCCGCCGAGGUGCCAGCAGGGUCCUCUGCUCCCGUCCAGUGUGCGACCCUCCGGGGUCCCCCGACCUGGUCCUGGAGGAGGGCGACUGUGUGCGCAAGUGCGGCCUCCUGAACCUGACCGUGGCGGCAGAGGCCUGCCGCGAGCGCAACCACGUGGCCAUCAAGACUGUGCGUGUGCCGGAGGUGAACGACUUGAGAGCUCUGGUUGAAGACCCCAGGCUGAACCUCAAGGUCAUCCAACUAGUCCGAGAUCCGCGUGGCAUCCUGGCCUCCCGGAGCGAAACCUUCCGGGACACGUACCGACUCUGGCGCCUUUGGUACGGCACUGGGAGGAAGCCCUACAACCUGGAUGUGACGCAGCUGACCACAGUGUGCGAGGACUUCUCCAACUCUGUGUCCACCGGCCUCAUGCGGCCCUCGUGGCUCAAGGGCAAGUACAUGCUGGUGCGCUACGAGGACCUGGCCAGGAACCCCAUGAAGAAGACAGAGGAGAUCUACGGCUUCCUGGGCAUCCCUCUGGAUGGUCACGUGGCCCGCUGGAUCCAGAACAACACACGUGGCGACCCCACCUUGGGCAAGCACAAAUAUGGCACCGUGCGCAACUCCGCAGCCACUGCUGAGAAGUGGCGCUUCCGUCUCUCCUAUGACAUUGUGGCCUUCGCCCAGAACGCCUGCCAGCAGGUACUGGCCCAGCUGGGCUACAAGAUGGCCACCUCGGAGGAGGAGCUGAAGAACCCAGCCAUCAGCCUGGUGGAGGAACGCGACUUCCGCCCUUUCUUGUGACCCGGGCAAGUGGUGGGGGUGGGAGGCAGGUGGCGUUGGUUUUGCCAGCGAGGACCCAAUGUGGACCAUUUUUAACUGUUGCCUUAUCUCCCCCUCCUUCUCCCACCCUGUCUGUGUGUCCUUCCCACCCCCUUCCUACCCCACCCUCUCCUGCCUCUUUUUUGUCCCUGAAAUUUGCACUACGUCUGGGGAGUUGGGGAAUCAUUGGGUCAGAGGGCACGUGAUGUGGUGUGCGCCCCCAACCCCACCCCAUUCAGGCGCACGGACGGAUGUUGGGUCUCUCGGUGGACGGGGACGAUGUUUACAGGCACCCCAGUCACAUUCAUACACGCACAGGGGAGAGGCGUCCCCAGCACAUAACUUCUCCAGCUUUUUGAAUGGAUGAGUGGUCGGGGGUACUGUAGUUUUUGCACUUUCUCAAGGUAAGAGGAUAUAAACAAAGGGGCCACCUCUUCCUGAAAGAGGUCUGUCCCUGCCCCAUCUCUGCGCCUUGCCCUAGUCUCCCACUCCCUCCGUUGAAGCAGAGGACCUACCCCUCCUGCCCACCCUUGCCUGGUGGUGAGCAGGUUUUUACUGUGAGGUGAACGUGAAAUUUCUUCUUUUUUUCCCCCCUGAUCUGUGAUGAUUUUGUUUGUCUGAGUCUUGUGGACGCCCCUGGACCAGUGAUGACUGUUGAAUCUUAGGUGUUUCUGAUUGAUCUUAGGGUCCCUUCUGUAAUAUUUCUUUGUGCCAAAAAAAAGACAAAAAAAAUGAAUCAGUUUGCUAACUGAACAUUGAAAUGCUUUAUUUGUGUUUUCUGUAAAUAAAAGUGUGCAAUAAUGA
Messenger RNA from Nannospalax galili (Upper Galilee mountains blind mole rat), 3163 nucleotides. RefSeq names its product carbohydrate sulfotransferase 1 (gene Chst1). Gene Ontology annotation, biological process: keratan sulfate proteoglycan metabolic process; carbohydrate metabolic process; N-acetylglucosamine metabolic process. Bases 1106 to 2341 code for a protein of 411 amino acids. The record is from RefSeq and is a predicted model, not a curated record. The transcript has 5 exons. NCBI's taxonomy places the organism in Eukaryota, Metazoa, Chordata, Mammalia, Rodentia, Spalacidae. Gene Ontology annotation, molecular function: keratan sulfotransferase activity; N-acetylglucosamine 6-O-sulfotransferase activity. Gene Ontology annotation, cellular component: Golgi membrane.